AUGCCUAUUCAUUUUUAUUUUCUUAAUUAUGUUACUCCUGCUACAGCAGGUUUUUGUACAUGGUGGACAUUUUUCGAAUAUAGUCUUAAUUUAACAAGUGAACUUUUAAUGGCUGUUAUUUCUAUUCAACGACAUAUACUUAUAUUUCAACCAUCUUUAUUAAAUACUCGUUUCAUGCGUUUUCUCUUAUAUUACUUUCCACUUCUAUCGUGUCUUAUUUAUCCGAUCAUAUUCUAUAUGGCCGUCAUUAUAUUCUAUCCAUGUAAUGGUACUCAAUGGGAUUUCAAAAAUAAUUUGUGUGGUUACGCAAAUUGUUAUCUUGUUUAUGAUAGAAUUCUGAGUACGUUUGACUGGGGAAUCAAUAAUGGUUUACCGAUUGUUGUUAUUAUUUUGGCUAAUAUAAUACUCGUGAUACGAAUUAUCAAGCAGAAGCAUCGCCAUCAUCAACAUAUUUCUAUAAGAAAACAGAGGCGUAUGGCAUUACAAUUAAUUAGUAUCUCUAGCCUUUAUUUAAUUGCUUGGCUGCCUAGUCUUCUUAUUGGACUUGGUCAACAAUUAAUCUCGACAACUUUCUUAGCUCAAUUUCAGCUCGACUAUACUCUUGAUCUAAUUUAUUUAGUUUGUCUUCUGUUGCCAUGGAUUUGUAUUCGAUUGCUACCUGGAUAUACUGUAUGGAUGCGGAAUCAAUGGCAUCACAUAGCAGUAGUUCAUAAUCGUAUUAGACCCAUAUAA
Molecule: messenger RNA, 732 nt
Organism: Adineta steineri
Lineage: Eukaryota; Metazoa; Rotifera; Eurotatoria; Adinetida; Adinetidae
Source: the annotation of a GenBank genome assembly